GAAAUGUUGCGCAUGCGCGUGUAAAGUCUACGUCAGCCUUCGAGCAUCUCAAUAGGGCUACGUGGCUUCGAGGCUCUUCUCCAAAAACAGGAUCGCGGACUAGAUUCUCUUCAACGUGCCACACAAGCAAAUACUUGGUAGCAUGGACCAGGUAAUGCAGUUUGUUGAGCCCAGUCGGCAGUUCGUCAAAGACUCCAUAAGGCUGGUAAAGAGAUGCACAAAACCCGACAGAAAAGAAUUCCAGAAAAUUGCAAUGGCCACAGCGAUUGGGUUCGCCAUCAUGGGUUUUAUUGGAUUCUUUGUUAAACUGAUCCACAUCCCCAUCAACAACAUCAUUGUCGGCGGUUAAACUCCCUUAACAUUCAGGACCAGAAGAUGGCCGUACAAGGUUGUAAUUGGUGGGAUUGAAGAGAUGACAUUUUUUACAUUCUGUUGGCAUUUCUCUUUCACUGUGUAAAUAAAACAUGCAAUGGGAA
Messenger RNA from Syngnathoides biaculeatus (alligator pipefish), 476 nucleotides. RefSeq names its product SEC61 translocon subunit gamma (gene sec61g). Gene Ontology annotation, biological process: protein targeting; post-translational protein targeting to membrane, translocation. Bases 143 to 349 code for a protein of 68 amino acids. The record is from RefSeq and is a predicted model, not a curated record. Gene Ontology annotation, molecular function: transmembrane protein transporter activity. NCBI's taxonomy places the organism in Eukaryota, Metazoa, Chordata, Actinopteri, Syngnathiformes, Syngnathidae. Gene Ontology annotation, cellular component: membrane; Ssh1 translocon complex. The transcript is spliced from 5 exons.